CAUGGAAGAGAAUUUUGAAGAAAUCGAAGAACUUGAACAAGAGUUGAAAGAGUCUUGCUUGGAUGAUUGUACUAUCAUGAGUGAUUUAGUUGACGAUGAUUGAAGAAUGGUGUACUUGAUUAUUAUCGAACAAUGAUGUCUUGUGUGAUCAUGAGUAUGAUGUACUUGAUUAUUAUCGAACAAUGAUGUAUUGUGUGAUCAUGAGUAUGA
Molecule: messenger RNA, 210 nt
Organism: Linum tenue
Lineage: Eukaryota; Viridiplantae; Streptophyta; Magnoliopsida; Malpighiales; Linaceae
Source: the annotation of a GenBank genome assembly